Messenger RNA from Fusarium sp. VM40, 2109 nucleotides. The record is from the annotation of a GenBank genome assembly. NCBI's taxonomy places the organism in Eukaryota, Fungi, Ascomycota, Sordariomycetes, Hypocreales, Nectriaceae.
AUGAAUGAAGAAAAGGAGGAACGCGGUAGUGGAUUGUCAAAAAGGCUCCAGAGCCAAUGGCGAUAUCCGUCAUGCAGAUCCUGUCUUGAUCUCGACCUCGGCGCUGUUAAACGUGCGGUUGACAAGCACGAAGAGGGUUACUUUUUUAUCGAAGGCGACCAGAUUUACGGCAUGAAACAACCCGCGAGACAAUUCAGAGAUGCCAGAGAUGCCGGGUGUCGAAUUUGCGCCUUGCUUUGGAGUGUGUUGGUCUUUUUUAAUCCCAAUUUUCGCAAAGUCAGCAUCGAUGCCAGAGCUAUGCUGAGGUUUCCGACAAACGAAGAGAACGGAAGUCUGGAAAUAUGCUUCCGUGGAGCAUUAGCUCGUGAUAUUUGUGUCCAACUAUUUACAGUUUCUUCAACAUUAUGGAACCUUCUACGGCCUCUGCCUCUAAUUCAUACAGACAGGUCUGCAACAGCUGUGAUAUCCUUUGUUAAGCGAGCGAUGCAAGAUUGUCUGGAUAAUCAUCCUCUAUGCGCGAAGAAUCAGAAUGAUCGUCUUCCAACUCGUCUUCUCGAUGUUGCACAGGAUCAAGGCAAUGGAGUGCGACUUGUGCAUACAUACGACUGGAAAACUGUACGCUAUGCAGCCUUGAGUUAUUGCUGGGGGGAUUCAGCUAUCUUGAAAACGACUCGGUCUAAUCUAAAAUUGAUGGAGCAAGGCAUAGAAAUAUCAACCUUGCCGGCUGCGUAUGUGGAUGCGAUACGCCUCUGUUGCGAAAUUGGCAUACCGUAUCUUUGGAUCGACGCCUUGUGCAUCAUUCAAGACGACCCUGACGAUUGGCAGAAAGAGUCCUCCAUAAUGGGGAGUGUGUAUUCCAAUGCGUAUCUUACUAUUGCUGCCGAGUCAACCGCGUCAGCAACGCAAAGGUUCCUUGAAUGUUAUGAGGACCAAGUCAGCGCAGAAGACGGUCACGUCUAUCCAGAAUUCACAAAGGUCGUGUACUUGGGACACGGAGCCAAACCUGUGACUGUUGAGGCAAGGGUAGUUCAUGAGCUUGGUAUACACUGGAGAUGGAUCAAUGACACGAGAGAACGCUUCCCCAAGGAGCCGCUUUCGAGGCGAGGGUGGUGUUUGCAAGAACGAUUGCUAUCGACACGCCUACUUUCUCUGUCUCUCCACGAGAUGCAGUGGAUAUGCCAGACUACAACCUCAUGCGAGUGCCAAUCUUCACUUAACCGCCACAAACAGUUCGGUCCAACCCCACUCUCCCAGAUUCCAGCUAGUCACGUCGCAUUCCGUUUUUGGCUCAAGACGGUUGAGAAUUACUCUCAAAGAUCUCUCACACGCGUAUCCGAUAAGCUCCCAGCAAUAGCCGGCGUUGCAGAUAUUAUUCAACGCAUAACAGGGUCAGAGUAUUUAGCAGGUCUCUGGUUGAGUGAUAUUUAUCUUGGACUGCUAUGGAGAAGGGCGCCAGGCCACUUGCCGCAGAUGAAUACAGUGGCCCCGUCCUUCUCCUGGGCGUCGAUAAAUGGUGAGGUUGACUACUCUUGCUUCAGGAAUGGAAAACGACCUUUUUAUCCAGCCUGCUCUGUCCAACCUUGUAACACUAAAGCAACGUCCAUGGGUAUUCUGGAUCGUGUUGAUGCGAAAGAGUUGGUAAUGCAAGGACCUUUGGUAGAAGGGAUGCUUCAGCCUUCUCACGGAGAGAAAGACCUUUAUGUAUUCCUGGGUGGCCAACAAUUUUCUCUUACCGUCGAUACACACUUGGUAGAGCUCAGGGCAAUUGAACCGGACGGAAGAUCGAUCAAGACCGUAUGUAGAAGGCGCCCGCAUGAGAGCCAGGAGGCAUCUCAUCCCAAAUCUCUCCAGAGCAACUUGGGUGGACCUGGACAAAUGCUAGAUUCAGAGACGCGCUGCUGGGCUCUCAGAGUUGGUCACUUCCUAUUUGAGGAACAGAGACCUUUCAAUUUGCAUGAGAUCCUUGUGCUCGGGAGGUCGAUGAACAAAGAGGGGGCUCUUGAAAGGAUCGGGAUGGUGACUUGUACAGAAAGGUUCAGCAAGAGUGGCGUUUCCACAAUGUCGAGUUAUUUCAAUAUGGAGAAGAAGAAAACAAUCACGCUGAUGUAA